AUGAUGGUGCACUGUGCUGGCUGCGAGCGGCCCAUCCUCGACCGCUUUCUGCUGAACGUGCUGGACCGCGCGUGGCACAUCAAAUGCGUUCAGUGCUGCGAGUGUAAGACCAACCUCUCGGAGAAGUGCUUCUCGCGCGAGGGCAAGCUCUACUGCAAAAAUGACUUCUUCAGGCGCUUCGGCACUAAGUGUGCAGGCUGCGCGCAAGGCAUCUCGCCCAGUGACCUGGUGCGCAAGGCCCGCAGCAAAGUCUUCCACCUCAGCUGCUUCACCUGCAUGGUCUGCAAUAAGCAGCUGUCCACGGGCGAGGAGCUCUACGUCAUCGACGAGAACAAGUUCGUGUGCAAGGACGACUACCUGAGCUCGUCCAGCCUCAAGGAGGGUAGCCUCAACUCAGUGUCGUCCUGUACGGACCGCAGCUUGUCCCCGGACCUCCAGGACCCACUCCAGGACGAUCCCAAGGAGACGGACAACUCGACGUCGUCGGACAAGGAGACGGCCAACAACGAGAACGAGGAGCAGAACUCGGGCACGAAGCGGCGCGGCCCGCGCACCACCAUCAAAGCCAAGCAGCUGGAGACGCUCAAGGCCGCCUUCGCCGCCACGCCCAAGCCCACGCGCCACAUCCGCGAGCAGUUGGCCCAGGAGACCGGCCUCAACAUGCGCGUCAUCCAGGUGUGGUUCCAGAACCGACGGUCCAAAGAACGCCGGAUGAAACAGCUGAGCGCCCUCGGCGCCCGGAGACACGCCUUCUUCCGGAGUCCGAGGCGCAUGCGCCCGUUGGGCGGCCGCUUGGACGAGUCUGAGAUGUUGGGGUCCACUCCGUACACCUACUACGGAGACUACCAGGGCGACUACUACGCUCCGGGAGGCAGCUACGACUUCUUCGCGCACGGCCCGCCGUCGCAGGCGCAGUCCCCGGCCGACUCGAGCUUCCUGGCCGCCUCGGGGCCCGGCUCGACGCCGCUGGGCGCGCUGGAGCCGCCGCUCGCCGGCCCGCACGCCGCCGACAACCCCAGGUUCACCGACAUGAUCUCGCACCCGGACACGCCGAGCCCCGAGCCGGGCCUGCCGGGCGCGCUGCACCCCAUGCCCGGCGAGGUGUUCAGCGGCGGCCCCAGCCCACCCUUCCCCAUGAGCGGCACCAGCGGCUACAGCGGACCCCUGUCGCACCCCAACCCCGAGCUCAACGAGGCCGCCGUGUGGUAA
This is a messenger RNA of Mesoplodon densirostris (Blainville's beaked whale), 1209 nucleotides long. It is a transcript of the gene LHX5, whose product is annotated as LIM homeobox 5. The record is from RefSeq and is a predicted model, not a curated record. Gene Ontology annotation, cellular component: nucleus. Gene Ontology annotation, molecular function: RNA polymerase II transcription regulatory region sequence-specific DNA binding; DNA-binding transcription factor activity, RNA polymerase II-specific. The coding region runs from base 1 to 1209 and encodes 402 amino acids. The transcript is spliced from 5 exons. NCBI's taxonomy places the organism in Eukaryota, Metazoa, Chordata, Mammalia, Artiodactyla, Ziphiidae. Gene Ontology annotation, biological process: regulation of transcription by RNA polymerase II; neuron differentiation.